This is a messenger RNA of Onychostoma macrolepis, 949 nucleotides long. RefSeq names its product CD209 antigen-like protein C. The transcript has 5 exons. Gene Ontology annotation, biological process: biological process involved in interspecies interaction between organisms. Gene Ontology annotation, cellular component: external side of plasma membrane. Gene Ontology annotation, molecular function: D-mannose binding; fucose binding. The record is from RefSeq and is a predicted model, not a curated record. Bases 28 to 849 code for a protein of 273 amino acids. NCBI's taxonomy places the organism in Eukaryota, Metazoa, Chordata, Actinopteri, Cypriniformes, Cyprinidae.
ACAUGUUGUCAGACAUCUGAGCGGAUAAUGGAAUUAGAGGACAUUUAUGAAAAUAUUGAAAAAGAAGAUAUUAAGGACACAUGUGAACCUCAAACACAAAGUCGCUGCCAGGAUGAAGGAAAAGCUCGAAAGCAAAGAGGAAGUAGAUGUUUGGUGUUGAUCACAGUGAGUCUCGGGCUCAUUUGUGUUCUUCUGCUGGUCUUCAUCAUACUGCAGCACAUCACCAUCACAGCAGAGAGAGACCUGAUAAAGAGUUACAAGAACACAGUUAAAGAGUUCAAUCAAACCAUUAACAGCUUACAAGACAAUUACACUGAUCUAAUGACUGAAAAACACCAACUGCAGAACAACUUCAGCUCUUUGAGUCAGAAGAAUCUGGAGCUGGAGACCAGAGUCAAAGAUCUCACUGCUGAGAAAAACCAGUUACAGAGCAACUUCAACUCUUUGAGUCAGAAGAAGCUGGAGUUAGAGACUGAGAUAAGGAAGUUAUCUGAUCAAGGAAAGGGCAGGCUUUUCAUGUCCACUGAAGCGAAGAGCUGGUCUGACAGCAGGCAGUACUGCAGGGAUUGUGGAGCUGAUCUGGUCAUUAUCAACACUCAAGAGAAGCAGCAGCUGGUAUCUUCUUUAGUCAAGGAGAUAGUGUGGAUUGGUUUGUCUGACAUACAGCAGGAAGGCUACAUGAAAUGGGUGGAUAAUUCACCACUGAAACAAGGGUUUUGGGAAAAAAAUGAGCCGAAUGACGCAGCUGGAAAUGAAGACUGCAUUGAACUGAAUCCUGCAAAACCCGUCCUGAAAAACUGGAACGAUAUCCCAUGCUCAGAUAAGAGAAAAUGCAUCUGUGAUAAUUAGCUUCCAAUUCUUCAUCUUUUGAUAAUAAUCAUUUUUAUUGCAUCACUUCUGCUGACUCAUUUUAUUUUAUUUUUUCCCAUGUUACUUAUGUUACAUGUUA